AUGUCGUUCAACAAGGAUGAGGACUCGAAGCUAAAGUUCAGAACCUCCAGAAAGCUACCAAUUGCGCCAACUUUUGAAGCGAUGAAGUUGAAAGAUGACCUUCUACGAGGUAUCUAUUCAUAUGGGUUUGAAGCUCCAUCUGCCAUUCAAUCGCGAGCAAUCACACAAAUUAUAUCGGGCAAAGAUGUUAUUGCUCAGGCUCAGUCGGGUACAGGUAAGACUGCCACGUUUACAAUCGGCAUACUACAAGCUAUCGAAUUGAAACGCAAGGACUUACAAGCAUUGGUACUGUCACCAACGAGAGAACUGGCUACUCAAAUCAGCCAAGUGGUUUCUAAUUUAGGGGAUUACAUGAACGUCAAAACAUAUGCCAUCACAGGAGGAAAAACUUUGAAAGACGAUAUCAAAAAGAUCCAGGGAAGUGGCUGCCACAUUGUUAGUGGGACACCGGGAAGAGUUUUAGAUAUGAUUAAGAGGCAGAUUUUGAAGACGAGAAGUGUCCAAAUGCUGAUAUUAGAUGAAGCUGAUGAAUUACUCAGUGAAAGGCUGGGUUUUAAGAACCAGAUUUAUGAUAUAUUCACCAAGCUUCCUCCAGCGUGCCAGGUAGUAGUUGUUAGCGCUACAAUGAACAAAGAUAUCUUGGAGAUCACAAAGAAAUUCAUGUCAGACCCAGUAAAGAUCCUAGUGAAAAAGGAUGAAAUUUCCUUAGAAGGCAUUAAACAGUACAUGGUGAAUGUGGACAAGGAAGACUGGAAAUUUGACACUUUGUGCGAUUUGUAUGACUCUUUAACCAUCACUCAAUGUGUCAUUUUCUGUAACACUAAGAAGAAAGUGGACUGGCUUGCUCAGAAAAUGUCUCAAUCAAACUUUGCUGUCUCCUCUAUGCAUGGCGAUAUGAAGCAGGAGGACAGAGAUAGAGUCAUGAAUGAUUUCAGGACGGGACACUCACGGGUACUGAUAUCGACAGAUGUGUGGGCACGAGGAAUCGACGUUCAGCAGAUUUCACUAGUCAUAAAUUAUGACAUACCAGAAAUUCUUGAAAACUAUAUCCAUAGAAUUGGUAGAAGUGGUAGAUUCGGAAGAAAAGGUGUUGCUAUCAACUUUGUGACCCGAGAUGAUGUUUCCAAGCUAAAGGAGAUAGAGAAAUUCUAUUCGAUCAAAAUCAAAGCUAUGCCUGCUAAUUUAGCCGACAUAUGA
Molecule: messenger RNA, 1197 nt
Organism: Torulaspora delbrueckii
Lineage: Eukaryota; Fungi; Ascomycota; Saccharomycetes; Saccharomycetales; Saccharomycetaceae
Gene: FAL1
Product: ATP-dependent RNA helicase FAL1
Exons: 1
Coding region: 1-1197 (398 amino acids)
Cellular component (GO): nucleolus; catalytic step 2 spliceosome
Molecular function (GO): mRNA binding; ATP binding; RNA helicase activity
Source: RefSeq, a predicted model, not a curated record